AUGAUGAUCAACCCUGGACAGGUUCCAUCGUUCCGACCAGAUCCUACUCCCGAAAGUGAGCCGCAUUGUCGAACCAGCUCUGUUCUCACCUCCACUACCGACCACUUGCCUGGACACCACGUGGUCAAAGUCAUCGGCACAGUCCACGGACUCACCACAUGCGCUCGCAAAGACACCAAGACAUUCCUCAAGUCUGUGGGAACCGGAAACGAAGCCAAGAGCCUGACGCACAUGCUGUACACGGCGCGCGACCAAGCAAUCGAGCGCAUGGUCAAAGACUGCAUAAGUCGCGGAGGAAACGCAAUUGUCGGCAUGGGCUUCGGCGAGAGCGAGAUCUUGGGCUUUGCUCAAAUCAGCGUGUACGGCACCGCGGUAUACGUGGAGAGGGAAGGGAAAUUCGACGACCAUCGAUACACGAUGAAAUGA
Molecule: messenger RNA, 426 nt
Organism: Periconia digitata
Lineage: Eukaryota; Fungi; Ascomycota; Dothideomycetes; Pleosporales; Periconiaceae
Source: the annotation of a GenBank genome assembly